Nicotiana tabacum (common tobacco) is the source of this 804-nucleotide messenger RNA. The record is from RefSeq and is a predicted model, not a curated record. NCBI's taxonomy places the organism in Eukaryota, Viridiplantae, Streptophyta, Magnoliopsida, Solanales, Solanaceae.
AUGGCUACUUCUUCAAAAUCCAAACAUGUUCGAUCAAUCAGUUUGCCUAGAUCACAUUUCACUCAAAAAGUUGAAGAGGCAGUCAAUAACCUCAAAACAUUGAAGAUAUCAACUGCAUCGACAGCAGAGACCAUGCACGACGGUCUACUCGGUCUAGAGGAGUUAUACAAGUGCAUGAAUGAUUUACUUAACUUGCCUCAAACACUUCAAGAACUAUCUCAAUAUCAACAAGGGAAAUUGGUUGAAGAUUUAUUGGAUAAAUCCGUGAGGCUUCUUGAUUUGUGUGGCACUAUAAUGGAACUUGUCUUACAAUAUAAAGAAAAUGUAAGAGACCUUCAAUCCUCUCUCAGAAAGAGAAAAACAGAUUCGACAACAGAAACCAGUAUUACCAAAUUCACCACCUUCAACAAGAAGAUAAAGAAGGAAGCUAAAAGAUUAGUCUUGAUCUUAAAGAAAAUGGAUCAGAAGACUGAGGGAUUUGUAUCCCAAGAUGCAGAUCAAGACACAGUAGAUAUGAUUAAAACACUAACAGAGGCCAAUGCAAUGCGCAUUUCCAUUUUUCAAAUGUUCUUGUCUUUCUUGUCUGUUCCACUUUUGAAGCCAAAAUCAUCUAAAUUGUCAUUGGUUUCAAGCUUUGUGAACAAGGGAAGAAUUGCAUGUGUAGGCCAAGAAGAAAAAAUGAACUUGGAAACUAGGCUGGAAUCAUUUGAGGCUCACCUUGACAACUUUGAAAAUGGCUUGGAAGGAUUAUUUAGGCGCAUGAAUAGAUCAAGAAGCUCUCUCCUAAAUAUGAAAUCCUGUUAA